Molecule: messenger RNA, 2345 nt
Organism: Corythoichthys intestinalis (scribbled pipefish)
Lineage: Eukaryota; Metazoa; Chordata; Actinopteri; Syngnathiformes; Syngnathidae
Product: beta-1,3-galactosyl-O-glycosyl-glycoprotein beta-1,6-N-acetylglucosaminyltransferase-like
Exons: 6
Coding region: 68-1381 (437 amino acids)
Cellular component (GO): membrane
Molecular function (GO): beta-1,3-galactosyl-O-glycosyl-glycoprotein beta-1,6-N-acetylglucosaminyltransferase activity
Source: RefSeq, a predicted model, not a curated record
UUGCCAUCUGUGCGGUGGUGGUUUCAGGAAAACUCGUCAGACCGACAGCAGACAGACAGCACCGACAAUGAAAUGGCUCAUGACAAGACGCGUAAGAAGCAACUCCCUGACACUUGCUGUCCUGCUAGCCGCCCUGUGUAUACUCUGCCUGUUCAGCAUGGGUCGCAAGGAUGUUCAGAAUCCAAACCACAGCAGCCUCAGUCGACUCACCCGGAUUGGCUAUGACGAUAUCGACGGUCCGGAAAAAGCGUGCAACUGCACGGCCAUCUUGGAGGGCAAGCCUGAGGCACUGAAUGAGGCCAAGAUAUUGACCAUGCACAAAAGUUUCAUCGAGAGCCUCAGAAUUCCGGACCAUUUUUAUGUGAAUGCCAGCAAAGACUGCACGAACUUCAAGAUGAGCAGGAAAUAUCUCACAUUCCCUCUGAGCCGGGAAGAGGAGCAUUUUCCUCUCGCUUACGCCAUUGUUGUCCAUCACAAAGCACAGAACUUCGAACGUCUCCUGCGGGCAAUUUACGCUCCUCAGAACAUCUACUGCAUCCACGUAGACUUGAAGGCCGCGCCAUCGUUUUUCGACGCCAUAUCAUCCUUGGCCUCCUGCUUCCCCAAUGUGUUCAUGGUCAGCCGGCGCGAGAAAAUGAUCUACAACAGUUGGUCCCGGGUGCAAGCCGACAUUAACUGCAUGGCUGACCUGAUGGCCACCGACGUGGCGUGGAAAUACUUCAUCAACCUCUGCGGCCAGGACUUCCCCAUCAAGACGAACCUGGACAUGGUGCGGAAACUGCGGGUGCUCGACGGUGCCAAUAGCAUGGAGUCAGAAGCCAUGUCUGCAGGGAAGUUGUCGAGGGUGCAAUUCGUUCACAAGCUGGUGUACGGAUAUUGGAAGGCGGACGGGGGAAAGAAAAAGGGUCCACCACCUUUCCAGCUACCUAUCUUUACAGGAAACGCCUACAUAUUGGUAUCGAGGGCCUUUGUCCUCAGCGUUUUGGAGGACCACCGCAUCCUGGCCCUCAUUGAGUGGACAAAGGAUACAUUCAACCCCGAGGAAACCAUAUGGGCGACCAUUCAGCGAAUGCCCGGCGUGCCCGGCUCCACGUGGACCAGUUCCAAGUACGACAUGACCGACAUGAACGCCAUGGCCAGGCUGGUCAAGUGGAGCUGGCACGAGGGUGAGCGGUCCUCCAGACAGGCUGUGUACCCGCCGUGCCAGGGUAGCCACGUGAGGGGUGUCUGCGUGUAUGGGGCGGGCGACCUGCAUUGGAUGGUGGCGCAGCAGCACUUCUUUGCCAACAAGUUUGACACAGACACAGACCCCGUCGCCAUUUACUGCCUGGAAAAGUACCUCCGACAAAGAGUGCUGGCCCAGCUACGGGAAGAGAACUAAGGACUCUUCGCUCUACCGGCCAACUUCAUUUGCACGUUCCGAGGUCCAAACUCAAACAGUGGGGAGACUGAUCUUUUACGGUUGCUGCACCCAGGUUAUGGAAUAGUCUUCCUCCUGAAAUCCGCACCACUACGAAUUUGGGCCUUUUUAAAUCUCGUUUAAAGACACACCUUUUUAGACUCGCCUUUUCCCCAGAUUAGUUUAGCCUGGUUUUAUUUCUUAAGGGUUUUUAAUGUUUUCGGAUUUAUCUGUUUUAUUGUUUUAUUCGCUGUCUGACUUUUAUCGUGAUGCGUUGUUUUGGUUUUUUUUUCUUUCUUGAUGUCAUUGUAUAAUACUUUCCUGCUUUUUAUUUACUGUGAGCCAUGUUUGUCUUUGUUUAGGGACCUUUCGGGUUUUGUUAAGGGCUGUAUAAAUAAAUUUGAUUGAUUGAUUGAAUAAUUUAUCAGUUGGUUAAAAUAACAAUUUACUCAAUUUUGGCAACAAACCUUUUUAAAAAAGUAAUUAUAAUGUAAUGAAUCGGGUUCUAAUGUGGUGGUUGUGUUUUGCACGCUAUUCCUGAAUGCACUGUGUGACUGAUGAGAAACUGAGAGAGGUGAGGAAUAGUGGAAAGCUUUUACUUUCUCUUUUAUGUUCUGUUGUUGUUGUCCAUGGUGGACAGUAGACGUGUUUGUUGCACAAGUUCUGAAUAAACGAUUAAAAACCUGACGAAGCUGGCGACUUUCUUGCCGAUGUUACAAUAAUAACUGUCACCUUAACUUAUAAAGACUGGCGAACGGAGGUCGGGGAGGACCGUCGAGAUCGUAGACAUUUUCCGGCCGUAUUGUCGAGCCAGUUCACUGAUGUGCAGUCCACACUCAUAUUUUUCCAUCAUUUCAUUCUUAAUUUCAACGGCAGCGUCACCUCUUUUCUUUUUAGACCACCAGCAAUAACCUUGUUGUGACCCAUGUUGCUUACUUUCACAAGA